Molecule: messenger RNA, 4938 nt
Organism: Rattus norvegicus (Norway rat)
Lineage: Eukaryota; Metazoa; Chordata; Mammalia; Rodentia; Muridae
Source: RefSeq, a predicted model, not a curated record
UUUGUGAAUUUGAUUUGGGAGACUCGUGUCUUAAGAGCCAAUGAAUUUCCAUGAAGUCACAUGAUGGAUUGGCAGAGCAGCCUCUCAAGUGUGCUUUGGUGUCUGUACUCUGAACACAUUUACUGCAAGGCCUGAAAGGAAGACAACUUGAAAUCUGACCAGGGCUAUUAAUAUUCUGUACCACAAACAGUAAACACAGGAAGAAAAAAAAAAAAAAAGACUGCAAAACCACAAAGGAUCAAGUCGGGAAACCAACUACAAGGGUUAGGGAGUAGAUGGUCGCUUCUGUUCACAGGUGAGUGAGCAAUUAGCAUUCCGGUUCCUGGAGACUCUGCCUAGAGCAGCUAAGGAGCAAAUAAAAUGUACAUUCAGAAGCCUAUGUACAGUCCCCUGAGCAUUUUUAGUGACAAUAGAGAACUGGUCUCAGGCAGCAAGACGCCGAAGUGCACACCUGAUCCACGUGGGGCGGAUCCUGGGGCUGGCUUCACGCCCCCUAUCCUAUCACCAGAGCCUGCGAUAGCAGGCCCGUAGUUAACUCCACAGCAGACUUCACAGUCCCUUUAAUAAAGACGCUACAGGGGAUUUUAAUCACGAUGAAGAGAAGGCCACACCCGCCUGAGGGCCUGCCCAUCCUCUCCCACCUUCCUUCCCCGCGGUCACCCGGGGACAGAGGCGAGACCGUGCUGGGUCGAGUCAGGACGCCGCCAGCUGAAGGCCAGGAAGGCGCCAACCAGGCCCCGGAGGGACCAGGAAGGAACAGAGCCCACAAGAUGGCGUCGAGCCCGCGCCGGGGCGGGGCGAGCCACGCCUCCCACAAUCCUAUGCGACACCUCCUCUUCCGGCUGUGGGCAGCAGGGUGGUCAGCGACUGCGGCCGGAAGCAGGCUGAGCGGCUCUGGGCGAGCGCCGCCUGUACUUCCGGGGACUUCAGCCUAGCUCUUGAGUUUUCCCUGUAGGCGGCGCGGGAGGGAAAAGUUUGCAGGGCCGUGCUGGGAAGAUCACCUCCGCUUCCCAAUGUGAGCAGUUUCUCGAACGCUCUCUCUAGAAGGUUGCCCAGAGAGGUGGUGGACGGGAACAUGAGGCAGCGUCUCCUCUUCCUGACCACUUUGGUGCCUUUCGUCCUGGCACCCCGACCUCCGGAGGAACCAGGCUCUGGCUCCCACCCGCGACUUGAGAAGCUUGAUUCUUUGCUCUCAGACUACGAUAUCCUCUCUUUAUCUAAUAUCCAGCAGCACUCCAUAAGGAAAAGGGAUCUACAGUCUGCGACACACUUAGAAACACUACUAACUUUUUCAGCUUUGAAAAGGCAUUUUAAAUUAUACUUGACAUCAAGUACAGAACGCUUUUCACAGAACUUGCGAGUCGUGGUGGUGGAUGGGAAAGAGGAAAGCGAGUACAGUGUGAAGUGGCAGGACUUCUUCAGCGGACAUGUGGUUGGUGAGCCUGACUCUAGGGUUCUAGCGCACAUAGGAGAUGAUGAUGUCACAGUAAGAAUCAACACAGAUGGGGCAGAAUAUAACAUAGAGCCACUUUGGAGGUUUGUUAAUGAUACUAAAGAUAAAAGGAUGCUGGUGUAUAAGUCUGAAGAUAUCAAGGAUUUUUCACGUUUGCAGUCUCCAAAAGUAUGUGGUUAUUUAAAUGCAGAUAGUGAAGAGUUGCUUCCAAAAGGGCUCAUAGACAGAGAGCCAUCUGAAGAGUUUGUCCGUCGAGUGAAGAGGCGAGCUGAACCUAACCCAUUGAAGAAUACUUGUAAAUUACUGGUGGUGGCAGAUCAUCGAUUUUAUAAGUACAUGGGCCGAGGAGAAGAGAGCACUACUACAAAUUACUUAAUAGAGUUAAUUGACCGAGUUGAUGACAUAUACCGGAACACCUCGUGGGACAAUGCAGGAUUUAAAGGUUAUGGAGUACAGAUAGAACAGAUUCGAAUUCUCAAGUCUCCACAAGAGGUAAAACCUGGUGAAAGACACUUCAAUAUGGCAAAAAGUUUUCCAAAUGAAGAAAAGGAUGCUUGGGAUGUGAAGAUGCUGCUGGAGCAAUUUAGCCUUGAUAUAGCUGAAGAGGCCUCUAAAGUCUGCCUGGCUCAUCUUUUCACCUACCAAGAUUUUGAUAUGGGAACUCUUGGAUUAGCUUACGUUGGUUCUCCCAGAGCAAACAGUCAUGGAGGGGUUUGUCCAAAAGCUUAUUACAACCCAGGUGUGAAGAAGAACAUCUAUUUGAAUAGUGGUCUGACAAGUACAAAAAAUUAUGGUAAAACCAUCCUUACAAAGGAGGCUGACCUGGUUACAACUCAUGAAUUGGGACACAAUUUUGGAGCAGAACAUGAUCCUGAUGGGCUGGCAGAGUGUGCCCCAAAUGAGGACCAAGGAGGAAAGUAUGUUAUGUACCCCAUAGCUGUGAGUGGUGACCAUGAGAAUAAUAAGAUGUUUUCAAACUGCAGUAAACAGUCCAUCUACAAGACCAUAGAAAGCAAGGCUCAAGAGUGCUUCCAGGAGCGCAGCAACAAGGUGUGCGGCAACUCCAGGGUGGACGAAGGAGAAGAGUGUGACCCGGGCAUCAUGUACCUGAACAACGACACCUGCUGCAAUAGUGACUGCACACUGAAGCCAGGUGUGCAGUGCAGUGAUAGGAAUAGUCCUUGCUGUAAAAAUUGUCAGUUUGAGACGGCCCAGAAGAAGUGCCAGGAGGCUAUCAAUGCUACUUGCAAAGGAGUGUCUUACUGCACAGGGAAUAGCAGUGAGUGCCCCCCACCAGGAGAUGCUGAAGAUGACACUGUGUGCUUGGACCUGGGCAAGUGCAAGGCUGGGAAAUGCAUCCCUUUCUGCAAGAGGGAGCAGGAGCUGGAGUCCUGCGCAUGUGCUGACACCGACAACUCGUGCAAGGUAUGCUGCAGGAACCUUUCUGGCCCAUGUGUGCCUUACGUCGAUGCAGAGCAAAAGAACUUAUUUUUGAGGAAAGGGAAGCCCUGUACAGUAGGGUUUUGUGACAUGAAUGGCAAAUGUGAGAAACGGGUACAGGACGUAAUUGAGCGGUUUUGGGAUUUCAUUGACCAGCUGAGCAUCAACACUUUUGGGAAGUUUCUGGCAGACAACAUCGUUGGGUCUGUUCUGGUUUUCUCCUUGAUAUUUUGGAUUCCUUUCAGCAUUCUUGUCCACUGUGUGGAUAAGAAACUGGACAAGCAGUAUGAGUCCCUGUCUCUGUUUCAUCACAGUAACAUUGAGAUGUUGAGCAGCAUGGACUCAGCAUCUGUUCGCAUUAUCAAGCCGUUCCCUGCACCCCAGACUCCAGGUCGUCUGCAGGCCCUGCAGCCGGCUGCAAUGAUGCCGCCAGUGUCUGCGGCUCCAAAACUGGAUCACCAGAGGAUGGACACCAUCCAGGAAGACCCCAGCACAGAUUCACAUGUGGAUGAUGAUGGCUUUGAGAAGGACCCCUUCCCCAACAGCAGUGCAGCCGCCAAGUCCUUUGAGGACCUCACAGACCACCCAGUCACCAGGAGUGAGAAGGCCGCCUCCUUCAAGCUGCAGCGUCAGAGCCGAGUUGACAGCAAAGAGACAGAGUGUUAGUGGGAGCCUGGGCCUGCUCUGGGGGACACAGACCUACAGAUGUUCCACAGAGCUGACCUGAAUCAAAAUAGACUGUAAUGAUCUGAGAAACGGGAGCAGCUUAGCAGAUGCUGGUCAUGUGACAGGACCUUCACAUGACAUCCUGUGUAUGUAGGCCCUUUGAAGAGGUGAGGUAAAUCUGGCUUAUUUAAGGCUUUCAGGUUUUGGGGUUUUCUUUUGUAAUCUAAAAAUCUCCUUUGACCUGUGGUGCAGAAGCAGAAAAUAAGGCUGGAUCAAGUUCCUGGUGACAGCACUGAUUAAGCCUUCAGUCUGUUUUUCUGUAUGCUGUAAGGUCCUCUCACUACGGUGAAGCACUUAGCAGUGAGGAUGACUGGAACACAGACUUUUUGGGGGUUUUGGCCUUCACAUGUGCGUUGUCUCCAAAUGCCGUCUGUCUUGGCACUGAACUUUGUGGAUACAGUCCUUUCCAAGAUGAAGACUAGCUCUGGAACAGUCUAUACAAACAGCCACAUGAACUUCAAGAUGGCCUAUUAACUGCUUAGCCCCAGGUUCCCUGGGCAGUUUUUCCGUUUUGCAAAAAGUGUCUUCACGGGUCUCUAAACAUUGUUUGCCUUAAAAAAUACUGGGCUGGAGAGUUGGCCCCACAGUUAAGAGCACUUGGUUUCAUUCCCAGUACCCACACGGUGGCUCUUAACUCCAAUCCCAGGGGAGAUGACAUCUUCUGAACUCUAGAACACAAGGCAUGCAUUGGUGCAGUCAAACAUGCAGGCAACACACACAAAUUUAGAAAGCCAAGUGCUGUAAGAAGUUGCACAUCCCCCAACCUACAGUGCUUCGCGGUCUGAGCUGGAGUGGAGCUCUCUCCUGAACACUCUGGAAGGCUGGCAGGUGCUGAGCUGGCUAGGGAGACGGGUGGGGCCCAGCCCUGGAAGAACCGUCUUCAGCCUCAGCAAGCAGACACUCGCGUUACCUCAGGCUUUGGGGCUUCAGGACCCAGGAUGUUUUGUACUUAUUGUGUGAGGAUAAAUACCAUUAGCCUGAAUUCUCAUUUCUGUAAGUUUUAGUUAUAAAAGCUUUUUUUCUUCUAAGAAUUGCAAUGUGCUCACCAGCAAACACGUCUUAACCAGAAUAACUUGUAACUCUGAGGACAGUUAACCAAACCUGUGCCUUGUCUCUCCUGAGGGUGUCUGUUACACUAAUACUUGAACAUGUACCUUGUGGUAUUGGCUCCUUUUACUAGUCAUGACAGCCUUAUAUGUUAGUUACACUUUGAGGAUUUGCUCUAAGGUGAGUGGGGUGUGUGGGUGUAUGUAUGAAUGAAACAGUUGGCAGAAUAUAAGAAAACCAUUUUUAUAAAAUUGUGACUUUUUAAACCAAAA